AUGGAUAUCAAUGCUGACAAUGUGGUGGGAGAAGAAAUAGAGGACCUUACAGACAAUACCGGUGAUGGAAAACUAGUAUGGGAUGAUUCUCAUAUUGAAGCUUUCAUCAUCUGUAUGGAGGAAGAAGUUAAUGCUGGUAAUCGGAAUAACACAACUUUUAGUCCAAAUGGUUGGAAGAAUAUACGAAAAGGCAUGAUGGUCCGUACAGGCAAGAACUAUGUACCGAAACAACUUAAGAGCAAAUUCAACCACAUGAGGGUAGACUACAAAGCCUUUGUGAGUUUGUUAGGAGAAACAAGCGUGGGAUAUAAUGCUGAGAUGGACAUAGUUAUAAUUGAAAAUGAAAGAUGGACUAGAUUAAUCAAGUAUCAAAAGAAGCCAUGCAAUCAUUUUGACAAGCUCACCACCAUAUUUGGAGGCACACACGCUACAGGUGCACAUGUCCAUACUUCCUACAGUCCAUCCAUUCUCAACCAAGCCCCCGCACACCAUGAAGGCACAUAUACCUCAUUUGACCUUAAUGAUGAUUUUGCUGAGUUAGGCCGUCAUGAGUUCACUCCUUCUCCUGAACCUCGUGGUAAGAAACCAAAGAGAGAGAGUUUUGCCUCUACAAUGGAUUGUAUCAUGGAGAAAAUGAGUGACACUUAUAGAGAGAAAACAGAUCGAAUUGAAAGGGCCAUAGUUGCUUUUUCAUCAUCUAAUAUGAAAACAGUUCAUGAAGCUGGGCAAGUUGAAGUCAAUUCUCCGGACAAGACAAAAAGUGAUUUUAAAUUAUGUUGUUAUAUUUUGAAUAAGUUGGAGGGCGUUGAUAUGAAACAAUAUGCUAAGGUCACCCAGAUGUUACGUAAUGAUGAAGUUUGGAGGGAUUUCUUUCUUAAUGACCUUCCUGAUGAUAAGAGGAUGGAUAUUAGGACAAUAAUUGAUUUGUAUGAUGAUGGUGAUGAGGAGAAUGAUUAUGUUAUCAUAAUGGCAUGGGCAAUUGAUGGAACUCAUGUUCAUGCGAACGUACCUGUGGACCAGCAAAUACCAUUUCGUAGAAGGAAGGGGGAUACAACACAAAAUGUAAUGGCUAUUUGUGAUUUUGAUAUGAUGUUCACGUACGUCGUAGCAGGAUGGGAGGGGUCUGCUAAUAAUUCUAAGAUAUUGAACGAGACCAUUAAUAAUGAGGAUUUGCAUUUCCUAGUGCCUCCAGAAGUCAUGUAUAAGAUACAGGUUGACGGGCCACCUUGUGCAUGUGGAAGGGGUCGAAUGAAUCUUUAUACGGCUAGAACUUCUAAGAAUUAUGGACAUUCAUUCUAUAGAUGUCCAGCUUGGGAGUCAUAUGAUCGUGCAUUUAUAUGGUUGGAUGACAUGCACCAACGACUACAAGUGGGUGGUCAUGUACAGGAAGAGUUGGAGGAUGUAGUUGCUGUUAUGCAAGCUCAAGAAAAUCGGCAAAACUACAUUAUCUAUGGAUGUUGUUGUUGUAUUACUAUAACUAUAUUCUUGUUGUUUUUGCUCAUGUUGUUGUUGUUGAUUAUUGUGGUUGUUGAGAAAUGA
Molecule: messenger RNA, 1539 nt
Organism: Cornus florida
Lineage: Eukaryota; Viridiplantae; Streptophyta; Magnoliopsida; Cornales; Cornaceae
Exons: 6
Coding region: 1-1539 (512 amino acids)
Molecular function (GO): zinc ion binding
Source: RefSeq, a predicted model, not a curated record